AGUUGGAUCCAGUGGCGACAAUGCAUCUUUCGGCGGGAUUUGAAACAUGACAUAAAUUUGGAUUUGUAUCAUCCAAGCCACGCCUGCAUAUCUUUUGUUCCGUUCGUCUUAAGAGAAUGAAGGAUCCAAAAUCACUCGACAAUCUGUGGAUAGCAGCUGGCGAUGGUCAGCUGGAUAGAGUCAAAGAUCUCAUUGAAACCGGGGCUGAUGUGAAUGCUCAUGACGAAUUUGGAUACACUGCCAUGCAUGCUGCGGUAUCAUACGGUGAAACGGACAUUGUCAAGUAUUUGCUGAGCAAAGGUGCCAACGUGGAUAUUGAGGAUUUUGAAAAAGAUACGCCGUUGUACGUUGCCGAAACUGUCGAGAUGGCCCAGUUGCUUUUAGAUAAUGGAGCUGACCCACAUCAUCGCAACGAGGAUGGCAUUACACCAGCGGCCACGGCACAACAAGAAGGAUGGACGGCUGUAGCAGAAUUACUGGCUGGUAUUACAAAGGAAGAAUUAUCGGAACAGGUGGAUCCUGAGCAAGAGGAAGCCGCAGCCCUCUCCCAUACGCAGGAAGAAGCAGACAUGAUCAAUAGUUCUGAGUUCCAAAAUCAAGUCGAACAGGUUUUUCAACGAUUGCAGGAACAAGGCGGUGUAGAGAACGAAGAAGAGCUGGAAGAGAUAGUGACAAAGAUUGUGCUCGAUGAAAUGAGACGACGAAACAUGCAAUGAUCGGUAGUCAUCCCUUUUUGUAAUGUAAAUAUUCAUAUAAAAGAUUGACAAAGAGUCAUGCCACUGUCACAAAACCAGCACAGGGCAUGCAAUGAUCUUCAAGAAGAAA
Radiomyces spectabilis is the source of this 825-nucleotide messenger RNA. RefSeq names its product ankyrin repeat-containing domain protein. Bases 117 to 716 code for a protein of 199 amino acids. The transcript is spliced from 4 exons. Lineage: Eukaryota; Fungi; Mucoromycota; Mucoromycetes; Mucorales; Radiomycetaceae. Gene Ontology annotation, molecular function: protein binding. The record is from RefSeq and is a predicted model, not a curated record.